Messenger RNA from Cladophialophora immunda, 2553 nucleotides. RefSeq lists its product as uncharacterized. The transcript has 17 exons. Gene Ontology annotation, molecular function: zinc ion binding; DNA binding. The record is from RefSeq and is a predicted model, not a curated record. The coding region runs from base 1 to 2553 and encodes 850 amino acids. Lineage: Eukaryota; Fungi; Ascomycota; Eurotiomycetes; Chaetothyriales; Herpotrichiellaceae. Gene Ontology annotation, biological process: DNA-templated transcription.
AUGGUCGAGAAGUUAGGACCGGACCAAUCAACCAUAUCGGACAAAGCCUUGCGCCGUCUCCGCAGCGAUGCGCCCGUGCUACAGUUGCGAAGAAUGUCGCAGACUCAAGAUGAAGUGCGAUCGGCAAGUCAAGAUUCUCAAGAGCCCACGGAACAGCAGCAGGGUGUCAGACAAGCUCAGCAACCGCAGCCUCCUAUCGAAUCAACCCAGAACAUUUCAGCCGCCUACCCUGCCCUCGACCCUCAACAUGCACGGCAGGAGCAACAACCAGAUCACCUUGUUCCCUCAGAGUCUCGGUUCCGUGAUCAAACAAUGAUACCAGCGCAAGGAUCCGAGGGUGGAACUGCGCUUACAACUAUUCACCAUAGCCACGACAACCUCGACCAACUCGCGAUGCUAUCCAGUGAAUUCGAGCCAUAUACUGUUCAACGCCCUCCCUCAUACAGUUCUGCUUCGGAAAUUGCUGGAAAUCUGUACAGCGGUCCCGGCAUAGCUAGCGGUCACAGUAAUCAUGCCUUGCCAUCCGCUGACGACGCCGAACAGAGUGGCUCCUACGGUACAUUGAUGCUAAGUAAAGGGGGUCGGUCAAAGUAUCUGGGACCAACCGCAGGCAGUGAAUGGUUGAAAGAUUCUGAAACGCAAGAUGUAUCUGACACUCCAUUGGUUACCCGUGCUUCAUCCCCGGAGCCGCCUCAAGCCGCCGUCCAUGUUCAGUCUGCUGCUUCGGCUUUUGGCACCGCCCCUAUUGCCUUUCCUUUCAACACAUCAACAGCUCGUAUCAGCACUCGGGAUCUGCUUUCGCAUCUGCCUCCAAGAGAGGAAGCGUGGAUACUGGUCGAAUCAUAUUAUCGCUAUUGUGCUUGGCACCAUGACGUUGCUCCCAAGACCCGGUUCCAAAAGACAUUUGAUCGUGUCUAUAACCUGUCGGAAGGAGCUUCAUCAUCUCCAGUCAACCCUCAGGAGAUCGCUCUCGUUUACAUAAUUCUAGCUCAGGGGACCAUGUUCAAUAUUGAGAUGCCCAAUUAUGAUCCGUCAGUCGAAGACUGGCUACAUCUCUCCGAACGGGCCUUGGUCAAGGGACGCUUUCUAUCAAACAACAUGGUGGCUGGCUUACAAACUCUGCAUCUAAUGGCUCAUCUGCAUCUGCAUUUGGACAAAGGGCGAUGCGGUGACAAUGCUUGGCCGCUGUGGGGGCUAGUUAUGCGUUUAAUUCAAGCGAUGGGCAUGCAUCGGGAUGGUGCCCGCUGGAACCUGCCCGAGGAUGUCGUGGAAGAGAGACGCAAGGUGUUUUGGGAGUGUAAUGCUGCCGACACCUUCCAGGCGCAUUGUUUUUCAAGACCGUGCGCCAUUAACCCUGAGCAUUGUGACACGGCCUUCCCUUCGGAGGCGCUCAACCUCAACGGGGAAAAGAGCUAUUCCUUACUACGGUUUGAGCUAUCUCAGCUGUCGUCCGAGAUCCUCAAUAUGGCAAUGAAGGUGCGGAAACCCGCGUAUUCCGAUGUCAUCGACCUAGACCUCCGGCUUUGCGAAUUUGAACGCAACCUUCCAUUCUCUUUACGUUGUCGAGCAGCGCUUUUGUCAAUGCCCUCUCGGUACCCUCAGUCGGAGACAGCAAUUGCGGCAUCUCCAGAACCAUCCCGCAGGUCGAUGACCAUAUCCUUUCAACAAACAAAUCUUGCGCUCAACAUCUCCGAGACGAUCAUCAAUCUACAUCGACCUUAUUACGCGAAAGCCCUUUACGACGACGUCGAUGAUCGCGUCAAAUCCGUCCACGCGCCUUCAUUUUUGACUGUGAUAGAACGAUGCGCGAUCAUCAUUGCCAUGGUCACCGACAUCCAUGCUCGAUUUCCGGCUGUUAGCAUUCGGCAGUGGAAUUUUUGGUACCACGUAUUUGGAUCUGCUCUAUGCUUAGGGACGUUGGUCCUCCGAGAUCCAAGCAACUCUAUGGCCAACUUUGUCUUGGCACAGAUCGAUGCAGCUAUCGACUUAUUUACGUCCUUAACACAACUUGGCACCAAUACCCCCAGAUACCACCGUAACCUACAGUGGCUUGUCAAGCUGCGUGCUCGGGCGUCGUCCAAGAUCUCUCGGGCGUCUACUGCGCAAAAGGCCAAUGCGGAGCGAGGCGCGGAUCCGGACGUGAGAAGGAGUAGCGAAGAUCGAGAGGACGGCGAAGAUGUCGAACUGCUUGGGUGGCGCACCAGGCUCAUCGAGCGGGCGGGUCAAGAUCGCCUGACCAUCCGAACGAUUCGCUUCGCAGCGACGCCAACCGGCUCCCACAUCACAGACAUCUCGGGUCAUCCACCAGACAACCGUCAGCCAGUAGGUCCUCAGGGUCAACCCAGAACCGCAGAAAUGAUGAUGCCGAGCGCAUCUCUACCCUUCCUGACUCCUGAUCCAACAGAUGAUCUUCUACGCGACUUCUGGGACCCAAUGCUCCUCCAAGAUAUAUUUGGAUCCUCCCACGAUCAGGCAAAUCUCUUCGGAAACAACGGAUCUGCCUGGUGGGAAGCCGACGCGACCGCCGCAGAGUCGACUCAAGCACGACCCUGA